AUGGAUCUCGCCUACGACCACAUUCAGGAGAACGCAUACCCACAAGACAGGAAGGAGUCGAAUGAAACGCCUAAGCCAGAACAGCAAGAGUCGUCAUUAAAUAAUGAUUUUCAAGAUGCGUAUAAGGCUAUCUCGUCAAGCCCCUGGGGUAUGAAGAUUGGUGGGUUCCUUGGAAAUGUUAUGAAACAGGGCGAGACUGUCUACGCGCAGGCCCAGAAAGAGCUCGCCGAAGUGGGAGAAGACGCCACCAAAGGCUUGAGCGAUCUUCGUGAAUCAAUAUUGAAUCGAACCCGGUCGCUAUCCGUGAAUACUGCCACUGCCGUGUCAACAGACGGUGGCAAGGAAGGAGACGAUACACAAUCAACCCCGACAAAAACGAGAGCUACCGCUUCCGACGACGCCAGUGAACAAUCUGAGACUGUUUUGUCACGAAUACGCUCUGAAGCGGCUAAGCGUCUUAAAGACCUACAACAAGCUGAAGAUGCCGCUGAUGAGGCAUUGCUACGAUUCGGCGGCAGCGUUCGUGAUUUUCUGAGGGAUGCGAUUAGUGUUGCUCCACCUGACGAGUCAUCUCAAGACAGCGCGGUUCUUUUUGAAAGCAAGGAUGCGCAAGGUAAACGGGUUAUUCACACCUCUCGAUUUGAUGCUCAGAUGCAUGUUAUCCAUACAUCUGUUGAUGGCUUUGCCGAGGACCCUACCAGUGACGAGUACGAGAAGUGGACAACGGAAUUCGAUGUUGAGAAGAAGACCGAUGACAUCAGCAGCGAUCUUGCCAAGUACCCUGAACUGAGGACCACAAUGGAGAAGCUUGUGCCUGAUCAGGUUUCCUACGCCGACUUCUGGAAGCGAUACUACUUCUUGAGACACGGCAUUGAGACUGCAGAGUCGAGACGACGUGACCUGCUUCAAGCCGCCUCCGCUGAGGAUGAGGUUGGGUGGGAUGACGAUUCUGACGAGGAAGUUGGUGAAGCAGAGAAAACGUCCUCUGGUCAGAAGCCCAGUUCCGGGGCGUCAUCCACGACCAUUCAACGCCCAGAUAGUCUUGCAAAGCCCCCCGAGCCCCAGAAGUCCAAUGAUGAGAAGUCACAAGCCGACAGCGAAGCCAGCUAUGAUGUUGUCGGAGCAACCUCUGGGAAGACAAGCCAAGCUCCAAACAGCCCCAAAGACCCUAGACAGGGAGAUGAUAGUGACGAUGACUGGGAAUAA
Messenger RNA from Metarhizium brunneum ARSEF 3297, 1206 nucleotides. RefSeq lists its product as uncharacterized. Gene Ontology annotation, cellular component: cytoplasm. The record is from RefSeq and is a predicted model, not a curated record. Lineage: Eukaryota; Fungi; Ascomycota; Sordariomycetes; Hypocreales; Clavicipitaceae.